UCACCACAGUUAUUCUAGUUUUAGAUUUGCUUGUUAGCUUGUUUUGAAUUAGUUUCUGGAGUGAUGAUCCAGAUCUGUCUGGGUUUUAUUUAUAUUUCAGUGAGAAAUUUUCACUCAUGUAGUUUUUAGUUCACCGUAUAAUCAAUAUGAUAUGAACAGAUUUGUUCAGUUCAGUUUGAUGAAGUAUUUGAUCUAAGAUCUAAUUAAAACUUGAGAAAUUUGCAGUGCAGAUGUUUACAAAAAUUAAAAUUUCUAAGAGAUUUAAUGAAAAACAAGUCUUUUCUGAUGAUUUAUGGUGCUGAGCAGAAGGAGUUAAGCUGAGUGAAUGGGGACUGUAUACUAAAGUAGUUAUUCUCUGAAAAUCUAAGCUAGCUAACAGGUUCAGAGGUCAGUUUGUUUCUCUCAUAGUGUUUUGCUGUAAACGGUGUCCUCCUUUCAUGAAGGAUGCAGCGUCUCUAAUGUAGGAGGUAACUAAGGGAGCACUGAAGCUAAUUUCUUGUGGCGGCAGCAAAGUGAAAUUAGCAGUUAGACCCCAGUCUUACUGUUACUUUGUCGAUGCUUUUAAUUUGAAAGUCCCCUUAGCGGAUUUGGCGUCAGCCCGUUUCCCUUGGAGCUCUUUCAGUGUAACACCCGAUCAUGAAUCGGAGACUCGUUCCGACGCGCGAGGACUGCGUGUACACGAGCUGCUACUGUGAAGAAAAUGUCUGGAAACUCUGUGACUAUGUCAGAAAACAGAGAACCGCACCGCUGGAACAUCUGUUUGUGAUCUUCAUCUCCAAUGAGACGAGAACGGUUCCUCUGUGGAAGCAGAAGUCUGGACACGGAGACCUGCCGGUUAUCUGGGACUACCAUGUGAUCCUGCUGCAGGCAGAUCAAUCGGACUCUCUAGUGUAUGAUCUGGAUUCAACGCUCUCGUUUCCCUGCAGCCUGAAGCUUUACGCUGCCCAAGCCUUACGCUCAGAGAGUGACAUCAGACCAGAAUACCACAGGAAGUUUCGUGUGGUUCCUGCUGACAGCUUCCUGUUGAACUUCGCAUCUGAUCGAUCUCACAUGAGGAACUCUGAUGGAUCGUGGAAGAUGCCUCCCCCUACGUACGCCCCUAUAUGCACUGCAGAGUGCCAGAUGAACCUAGAUGGUUUCAUCAACAUGGACCCUGCCAUCUGCUGGGGUGUGGUCUUCAGCCUUAACCACUUCCUGCAGAGAUACAUUGGAAGCACCUCAUCAGCCUCAUCCUCUUCUUCAUCAGCAGCAAGAUCGUCGUAGUUGUGGUUUUGAGGGGUUUUUUUCGAUUGUGGGCUCCAGAUGUUUGAAGUGGAAUGAAGAGUCCUCCUGCCAGCUGCUGUCCCACAUGACCAUGUGAAACGAAAUUGGUUCUUGUAACUGUUCACCGUUGUCCCACCCCCUUAUAAAAUGCAAGAUAUUUUGAUAGUUGUUCAGCCAAAAACCAUCGAUGUACAUAUGAACAUAUUGAUCAUUUGAUGACUUAUUGGUGAACUUGUUGAUCAGAAGAGUGCUUUCACCCCGAUCAAUAAAACUCUCCAUAAUGUC
Haplochromis burtoni (Burton's mouthbrooder) is the source of this 1548-nucleotide messenger RNA. It is a transcript of the gene ntaq1, whose product is annotated as WDYHV motif containing 1. Lineage: Eukaryota; Metazoa; Chordata; Actinopteri; Cichliformes; Cichlidae. Gene Ontology annotation, cellular component: cytosol; nucleus. The record is from RefSeq and is a predicted model, not a curated record. Bases 637 to 1263 code for a protein of 208 amino acids. The transcript has 6 exons. Gene Ontology annotation, molecular function: protein-N-terminal asparagine amidohydrolase activity; protein-N-terminal glutamine amidohydrolase activity.